ACGCGGGAGUUCUCAUCUCAAUAAUUUUGAUCCGUGUCUCAAGAAAAAUUUCUGGUUCAGUAGAAGCUCCCGUGACUUUAAGACCAUGCUCGAUGAUGUCUAUAGCCACUCCGGAGUCCGGAGUGUAUAAAUAUACUAAACAAGAAAUUAUUUUGAGGCUUAAUGAACUACGUAAGCAAAAAAUAAAUGGUGAACUAGAUGAUUCCGACCACUUAUCAGCUGAACACAUAAAAUGGAGAAAUGAAUUAAGUUUUGAUUUAUUGGACGAAUAUAUCAAACAUUCUUGUGAAGAAAUUCGACUCACGACACUCAGUCUUCUGGUUGAAUCUAAAAAAAGCACUUUACGAUUUUUGGAGAAAGAAUUAAAUAUAAUAAUAGAGUUUAUAAAAUUCAAUCUUGGAGAAAAAUUUGAAUUCGUUCCCGUCAUCAAAAAAGUAUUUAAACGAAUGAGUCAAAGUCUUGCUGUGUUUCGAAGAAAUGUAAUGCAAAUUGAAAAAUUUAAAUCACGAGAGAUAGAAGCAUGUGAAGAUUUGGAAUUGUAUCAACAACGCGAACUAGAGUAUACAGAGCUAGCUAAAGAAUCAUUAAAUUCAAUAAAUUAUUAUCGUUCAUUUUUCUCCAACGUUCGCGAAGAAUGUUUGAGUGGUACACGAAUCGGAGCAACUCAUACACGAAAAAAAAAUUGUUUGGGUAUAUUACAACUGCAACAAAACAUUUUAGAAAAUGAUUUCAAUGAUAUAUCGUGGAAUGUUGAACAAGUAAAUAAAUUAUUUCAAUGUUUAUUACUUGAUACGUAUGAAACAAAUAAAGAAAUCACUUUUCAAAUAUUGUCAAAAAUUGAUCCGGUUACAUUAAAUUUGACAAACUUAAAGAAAGUUGAUGAAAUGUUAUACGUAGGAAUAAAUUUAGGAGAUUGUAUUCGACCACUUGACAGUAUUACAGCAUCUUAUAUGUUAAGAAUUUGUCUUAUGUCACCAAUCAUUAAAGAAGUAUUAAAAAAUUAUCAGAAAAGUAAUCUGUAUGAAAAUGAUAUUUUAGCUCAGUUAAUUAUGGUUUUGCUUGAACAUGCUAAGAUUUCUGCAAAAUUAGCGAAUGAAAAUAUUAUUGAUGCUGUUGCAAAACAUUCCUUGUACGGGUAUAUUUUUUGUAUAAGAAAAUUAAUUUCUUCCUGUGAUCUCAAAAAAGUUGAUAUUAAACUCUGGUCAUUUAUAAUUAGUGAUAUAAUAACUGUUAGUUUGGAAUUAUACACAGCAGUUUCCUCGGUAGUAAAUAAUUCUUCACCAGAAGGUCAUUUUCCAAUGGAUCUUAAUAAAAAAUAUUUGGGUGUUGAUGGGGACAAAUGUGAUCUAAUAAAAGUAACGCCACAAAUGGUUCUACUGUGCUCAUGGCGUACUGUCAAAGAAGUCAGUUUAUUGUUUGGCUAUCUGAUGAUGAAAUCACCGAUUGAAAAUGAUAACUCAAUAAUAGGCUUAUUGUCAAAACAACAAAUCAUUGAAAUUGGAGAUCAUUUAGUUACAUUACUUUGCGAAACGAAGCAUCGAGGUGCAUUUGAACAAGCACACGUGGGGUUUGAACAGUUUUGCACAAGAUUAUGGCGACUUAAGCAGAAUAAUUUGAAUGAAUUACCUAAAAUAUGGUUGAAUGAAUUACUCAUGGCUAUCACUGGGUUAUCGCCGGGAAAUGCAAAGUUAUGCGCUACGCGACGUAGUGCUGGUAUACCUUUUAUGGUUCAAGCACUGGUUGCUUCUGAACCUUCAAUCAAAAAUAAAACAGACGCUGUAGUUUUCAACUCGUUGAUGAAAAUUUUAUUAGAUUUGACAAAAAUUCAAGAUGAACUUGAAUUAUCUAGGAAAGCAAUGGACAUUAUAGAAAAAGAAAAAUUUUUUUCUAAUCUUAAGAUAAAUGAAUUAAAGAAUUAUUCUAGUGCAAUUACUUCAGGAAGUUGUGAUGACAAUGUAACAAUUACAGAAGUAAAAAUGCAUGUUUUGAAUAUAUUACGUGCAUUAUUUAAACAUGCCCAGCUACGAGAUCUGUCUAAAAUUUAUUCUUCAAGUGGAUUAAUUGCUGCAAUAAACAGUUAUGAUAAAAAAACAUGGGCUGAACGCAAUGCAGCGACAUUAUUAUUUAGCGCUUUAAUAACACGAAUUUUUGGUGUACAAAGAACAAAAGAUCACGUAAAUUUAACAGUUCACAAUAAAAUGACUGGUCGAGUAUUCUUUGAGAAAUAUCCAGAACUGUUACCAUUUAUGCUUAAUCAACUAAAUGCAUACAUUAAUGAUGAUAGUAAUCCAAUAAAACCUAGUAUUCAAUCAAUUCUACUCCUCUUAUCUCGAUUAUAUCUCACGUCGAAUUUAGACACUAAUUAUGACUGGAAGGUUGAUGAAUUCGUAAGAUUAGUUUCAACAUGUGCUAAAAGUAGAAUAUACACAACACGAGAAUUAGCUGCCAGAGCUGUUGUACCUUUACUUACGGAGAGAACUGUUUGUUUAUUUCUUAAUGAGUUAUUUGAAAAGAUUAACACUGAAGCAAACAGUGGUAAAUCAUCUCGCUGGAAUUCAAUACAUGGCUACAUACUUCAGGCUUUGGAAAUUACGAAAAGCAGUUUACUCUUAACAUGUAAAUUAUCUGACAUACAUUUAGGCGAAUUCAUCUCUAAUUCAAAGUGGAUUAUUCGAAAUGUUAGCUGUUGUAAUAAUAGAUCAGCUUGCUAUCCAUUAGCAGCAGCUUAUAUUGAUCUUCUACAUGAAUUUAUGAAUCUCUAUAAAUACAAAAAAGAACAAUUUCCUUUUUCAUUGUAUCAUCAAGUACUUCAUGAAUCAAUAACGUAUGUCAGUAGAAAUCAAUUGAAAAACCAAUUAGGAAAAGAAAGUUUUGAAUUUUCUACGGCUAAAUUUUUUGUGAACUGGCAACUUAAAAUAAAACUUAAGUAUACUUUAGAAAAGGAUGAAUGGUUGAAAGUAUGGGGUAAUAUAUUGUCCCAUACUAAUAUUCAAGUGCAAAUAUUAGCUUGGACAAACAUAAUAGAAACUGUUUGUCGAAAAUCUGAAGAAUUUUCCAUGGCCACACAAAAUCCAUUACUCUUUUUAGCGAUUCAUCGUGCUUGUGAUGAAUUGUAUAAAGAAGAAAUCGAUCCAGAUAUACAAGAUGCAAUACAGGACUUUUUAUUUCAGCUAGACAAUAAAAAUAACGUGAAUAGCCUUAAAAUUGAUGAGCAUUCAUAUUGCAAUGUAAUAUGCCCAGCAGUUUUAAAUACUUUUAGAAAAAAUACAUCUUAUAGUUCUAGUUUUUUGAGAUUGUUUGGAAAAGUACUUGGCAAAUCAUUAGCCUUUUACACUAGUCAGCCUUCAGUACAAAGAAACAUAGAUUUUAGUUACGACUCGUAUGAAAUAUUUUAUAACAAUUCUUGGACUAGUUCAUCCGGACUUGAUUCUAGAUUAGCGAUUGCUAAAGUAAUGUCCGAUAUUUAUAUUGAUACCAAGAUAUUAGGCAAUGAAUAUUUAGAACUUUUACUUGACUGGUGGACCAUUUUAUUGAAGUUAUUAGUAGAUGAUAAUUCACAAGUACGUUCGAUGGCUUUAUUGGCCCUGUUAAAGAUUGAAUCAUCAGAUAAAGUCAUAAAAAAUUCCAAAGAACCACUAGAAAUAUUAUUUGAAAAAUUUUUCAAUUGUAUUUUAGACGAUAGUGCAAAGUUUGCAGCAUAUUUUGUUUGGAGUCUUUCAUUAUCGGAAAACGAUUUUGAAAUGGAUGAUAGUGAUGUUUUCAAUAAGUGUUACAAUUAUGAAGCGUAUGAGCCGUUACGUAUUUCCGAUUUGUGUGGUCGUUACUUAAAAGAAAUAACACACAAUCAAUGGAACACUGAAACUAUUUUUUCAUCAAACCUACAACGAUGGCUUAGCAAUAAAUUGAAUAUAAAAAAUGUACAAGUGCACAAAUUU
Molecule: messenger RNA, 3935 nt
Organism: Cotesia congregata
Lineage: Eukaryota; Metazoa; Arthropoda; Insecta; Hymenoptera; Braconidae
Source: the annotation of a GenBank genome assembly